AUGGCUACUAGAACAUUCUUCGUCUGUGGUAACUGGAAGAGUGAUGUCAACACUGAUGCGGUAACCACUUUGAUCUCAGCACUGAAUGGCAAGCUGAAGUUUUGCCUGAAGAGUUUUAAGGUUGUGGUCUCCCCUCCGCAAGUGUUCCUUAAUCUCACCCGCUCCUCGUUGCGACGGGAUGUGGAUGUUGCAUCUCAAAAUUUCUGGAUGGAGAUGGAGAAAAAAGGAUGUUACUCAGCUGAAAUCAGUGCUGAGAUGCUUGUCAAUUUGGGCAUUACUUGGGUCAUUGUGGGACAUUCAGAAAGGAGACAACUCUGGGGUGAAUUAGAUGAGUUAGUUGGAGAAAAGGUGGAAUAUGCUCUUUCACAAGGGCUGAAAGUGAUUGCUUGUGUUGGAGAGAAUGUUGAACCAGGAGGAUCAGAUUUAACAACUCAAAUCAAGGCAAUUGUUGAUCAUGUUACAGAUUGGACCAAUGUGGUUUUGGCUUAUCAGCCUGCUGUUGGAGCAAGUUGGAAGGUUGCUACUGAAGUGCACAAAAGAUUGAGGGAGUGGCUUCAUUCUAACAAAACCUCUGCUGUGGCUCAAUCUAUCAGGAUUAUAUAUGCAGGCCUUACAACCAAGUACAAGAAGCUAUCUCGCAAAGAAAAUAUAGAUGGAUUUCUGGUGGGUGAAGGUUCUUUAACGCCCAGGUUCCUGAAGAUUGUCGACCAAGCAGUGAACAAGUAUUAUCCUGGCACUCAAUUCGGGGAACAUGAGGAUCCACUUACAGUUUCAGACAAGAUUUUGAGGGCCCUCCGAGCAGCAAAUGCUAUGAAGAAGGACAAUCCUAACAGUCAUGCUCAAGCUGCAAGGAUAUGGAAAUUGGAGAGAGAGCUCAUCAACAUGGAUGACGUACUAGUUAAAUCCAAAAAAGACAUUAAAACAGUUAAUGAUCUCAGAGCAAGGAAUGACCAUUGGGUAGUCACAAUCCACGUUCAGGGAACAAGACUUAGAUCCACCAUGGUGCCAGCGACUUAUGAACACCUCAUGAAUAGCAACUGGAUAUUUUAA
Molecule: messenger RNA, 1050 nt
Organism: Oldenlandia corymbosa var. corymbosa
Lineage: Eukaryota; Viridiplantae; Streptophyta; Magnoliopsida; Gentianales; Rubiaceae
Source: the annotation of a GenBank genome assembly